Messenger RNA from Leptosia nina, 1437 nucleotides. Lineage: Eukaryota; Metazoa; Arthropoda; Insecta; Lepidoptera; Pieridae. The record is from the annotation of a GenBank genome assembly.
AUGACGUCGAAGUUGGUAUGGCUCUUAUUGGCUUGUUCCGUGCAAGGACUCGUAAAGGCCCAGGAAAGCGACGUAACAGAGAUCCCUUCCGAUACUGUCAUUGACGCAUUCGCUAACCAUAUCGAAGGUAGUGGUAGUAAUGCUUUGGGAGAAGAAGUCACAGAACAAUCCGUUCAACCGAAAUUGGAACCGGUAAUUCCAAACAGCGAAGAUGAUCAACCUAACAUUGAAAGUUUACUUCGUUUUGGUGGAAAAGUAGACGAGCAAAUUGAUGAAGCAAACGAUCCCGUUAUGGAAGAAAAACAAGUAUCUACGGAGGAGAACAAGCUCUCAAUUCCGCCUGUAAUUGAAGACGAAAAGCAUGAAGAGAACUCAACUCCAGAAAUUCCUUGCCCAAAAUCAUGUCUAUGUAGUAUUGAAGGGCACGAAAAUAAUUUGGUUGUUAAUUGCGCUGGAUCUUCUUUGACGGAGUUUCCUUCACCUCUCGACUCAAGAACGUCGACGUUGAAUUUGAACAAUAACAAAUUAACGGAAAUACCCAAUGACAUAUCAGCCCUCAAAAACUUAAAAGUUUUAAACGCAAAUGAUAACUCUAUUAUGGAACUGUCACCCGGCUCUAUAAGUGAGCUGCCAGAAUUAAUUAAGUUAGACUUGGCAAACAACCGUCUAAUUGAGUAUCCCCAGGAUUUGAAAAACAGUAUUAUAUUAACAAAAUUGGAGGAAUUAGAUUUAGGUGGCAACGAUAUACGAACGGUUCUAACACCAGAACUGUUUUCACCUCUCAAAUCAUUGCGAAAGGUUACACUGCCAACGACGAAGACAGAUUUCUUGGAAGAUUUAUGCAUAGCAUUUAAAUCAUCUUUGGAAACAGUUUGUGCAGAAUCGUGUAAGGAACACACCUUUGAAUGUCCCGAUGCUACUGCAAACAUUGAAAAGGACUUGUUUGAUGCUACUUUACCUGGAAUGAUAGCGUUUGAUACAAUACACAGCCAAGAAACUUCAGAUACCGUUGCCAAGAACGACACAAAGAUUGAGAUAUUAGCACCAGAACCAACAAAAGAACCUGAAAUUACUUCUACGACAACUGAAUUUUCUUUACGCUCCGCUGUCAACGAAGAGCCAUUGGACAAAAAAGCGUUUAACUCUCUGGUAGAGGCACCAAAAGAUACAGUACACGAUGAAACUGAAGUUAAAAUAGGGGCUAAAACAUCAGAAACACCCAAACAAGCAGGCGGUGUUGACAGGAGCGUUAUAGGGAUUGUCAUAGCUGGUAUGAUCGUCGUUGUUGCUGCAAUCGCGAUUAAGAAGAAUUGGAGCUCUAUCAGAAAGAAAUUCAGUUCGAACCCGCGACCCAAUGAUCGCACCCCCCACACAAAUGGAAACGCUCCAGAAGAAGUUCCCCUACAAGAAAAAGCAAAUGAUAAGUCGCCGGUUUAA